This is a messenger RNA of Drosophila serrata, 1858 nucleotides long. Its product is annotated as glycoprotein-N-acetylgalactosamine 3-beta-galactosyltransferase 1. Gene Ontology annotation, cellular component: membrane. Lineage: Eukaryota; Metazoa; Arthropoda; Insecta; Diptera; Drosophilidae. Gene Ontology annotation, molecular function: N-acetylgalactosaminide beta-1,3-galactosyltransferase activity. The record is from RefSeq and is a predicted model, not a curated record.
AACUGACAGAAUUCGAAUUUCUUAUAAAAUAAGCCAUUUUCCGAUGGAAGUUAUGAAAAGGUUCCUGGCGGGGUUUCUCUGGCCAUUGUUCCUAUCAACCUUGAUUUGGUUGGUUAUACUCGAGGAAUUAAUGUUCUACAAUAGCACUGCCUGUGAUAAACUCAACGACUUAAUUUUUGAGCCAUAUAAGGAGAAUAUACAUGAAUUUCAAGUGGGAUUCCGUAGUCAGCGUUGGGACGACGAUCGUAUAGCAAGGCUCCUUGAGCAGCAGAUCCGUGUACAUUGCCUGGUUUAUUUGGAUGUGUCGGACUUCAAUCGGGGUCCUCGAAAGUUGGAGCACAUCCGUAGUACCUGGGGUCGGCGCUGCAAUCGCCUGUCCACCAUCAAUCUCUGGGAGAUUCCAAUAACGGAGGCCUACCGCCGCAUCUUCAGGGAGUUUCGCCAUGAGCUCGACUGGCUUCUGGUUGUCUAUCUGGACUCUUUUGUGAUUGUGGAGAACCUGCGUUACCUGCUGGCUCCCUAUUCGCCCAACCGUGCCAUUUAUUUCAAUGCCCAGCAUUCCUUGUUCGUGUACGCCCAUGUGGGUCAGAUUCCCAGCACCGAUUACAUUUUUAGUCGGGAGGCCCUGGAGCAGCUCUCUACCAGAAACUGCCUGCACGAUGAGUUUUCCCUCAAGGAGUGCCUUGGAAGAAUGGAGCAUGGUCCCAGCGAUGCUCUCGUGGAGUUCAACGUUCCGGAUGAGCUGGUACCCUUUACACUGCGCCAAAUGUUUUGGCUGUGGCCUUGCGCCUUCCAAUCCGUUUACGGAAAUCAGAGCUGGAACAGCUGCUUUGGCAGAUCAGUCCUGUUCCCUUAUGUGACGGCAGGGCAGAUGGAAGUUCUGGAGUAUGUGCUCUAUCAUCUGAGACCGUACGGUUAUGUGAAUCCCCUCUUGGAGCUAAAGUCUUUGAGAAUAGCAUCAAGACCGCCCAAUAACAUUGUGGCCCGUCACAUGUUUCAGUCCAUAAGGAUAUUGUGCCUGGUACUAACCUGGCCCAAGGAAUACAUGCACGGUGUAAAGUCUAUCAGUGAGACCUGGGGACGUCACUGCAACCGGGUGAUAUACUACAGCAAAUCCAGACUAAGUGGCGUGCAAGGAGCAGAGACCGUGGCCCUGAAUGUCAGCGAUGAACGCAAUAAGCUUUGGGGCAAGACAAAGGCCUCUUUCAGACAUGCCUACGAGCAUUAUGGCCACGAAGCCGACUGGUUCUACAAGGCCGAUGACGACACCUAUGCCAUUAUGGAGAAUAUGCGUCUGAUGCUUCGACCCUAUUCUCCCGAUACUCCCAUUUACUUUGGAUCUACCUUCAACUUAAGUUCGGAAAUUUAUAUGUCCGGAGGAGCAGGCUAUGUCCUGAGCAGGAAAGCAGUAGAGCUGUUCGUUAAUGCGACAGGUGAGAACUCAGUCUGCGAACCCGGGGCUAGUGGUACCGAGGACUUUGAAAUGGGCAGGUGCAUGGAAUUACUUAAGGUGAAAGCCGGCGAAUCUAGAGAUCUAUAUGGACGCCAUCGUUUCUUUUCGCUUUCUCUGCAGUACUUUCUCAUAGCAGAGGACAAUGAUGAAUUUUGGCUGUCUUUAUAUCUGGUUCAUAGAUGCAAAAAGGGCAGGGAGUGUUGUUCAACAUAUUCGAUUUCGGUGCACAAUGUAUCCCCGAAUGAAAUGCACUUUCUGGAAACAGUUUUGUAUGAAUCGCGACCUUAUGGCCUCAUUGCUGGACAUCCUCCGUCAAGGAGUUCGCGAAAGAAGAGGUCACAGUCAGGGCAUUUGUGAUAUAUUUUUGCUAUAUACCUUAAUAUAAUGAAAUUCAAUAUUUUCUUA